AUGAAUAUGGUGAAGCGGAUCAUGGGCCGCCCGCGGCAGGAGGAGUGCAGCCCCCAGGACAACGCGCUGGGCCUGAUGCAUCUGCGGCGCCUCUUCACGGAGCUCUGCCACCCUCCGCGGCACAUGACCCAGAAGGAGCAAGAGGAAAAGCUUUACAUGAUGCUGCCGGUGUUCAACAGAGUGUUUGGAAAUGCCCCUCCAAGUACAAUGACAGAAAAAUUCUCUGACCUCCUGCAGUUUACGACCCAAGUGUCACGGUUGAUGGUGACGGAAAUUCGUCGCAGAGCAUCCAAUAAGUCCACAGAGGCUGCAAGUCGUGCCAUAGUCCAGUUUCUGGAGGUCAAUCAAAGUGAAGAAGCGAGUAGAGGUUGGAUGCUGCUCACCACAAUUAAUUUACUAGCUUCAUCAGGACAGAAAACCGUGGACUGCAUGACUACAAUGUCAGUGCCUUCCACACUUGUAAAAUGUCUAUAUCUGUUUUUUGACCUUCCACAUGUGCCUGAGGUAGUUGGGGGAGCACAGAACGAGCUACCUCUCGCAGAGCGCCGAGCGCUACUCCAGAAAGUCUUUGUACAGAUCUUAGUGAAAUUGUGCAGUUUUGUGUCUCCGGCGGAAGAACUGGCUCAGAAGGAUGAUCUCCAGCUUCUGUUCAGUGCAAUAACCUCCUGGUGCCCUCCCUAUAACCUGCCUUGGAGGAAGAGUGCGGGGGAAGUACUAAUGACCAUAUCGCGUCACGGCCUUAGUGUCAACGUAGUCAAAUACAUUCAUGAAAAAGAAUGUUUGUCCACGUGCGUUCAGAACAUGCAGCAGUCCGAUGACCUUUCUCCCCUAGAAAUAGUGGAAAUGUUUGCUGGGCUUUCCUGUUUCCUCAAAGACUCCAGCGAUGUGUCGCAAACGCUCCUGGAUGAUUUUAGAAUAUGGCAAGGAUACAACUUCCUCUGUGACCUCUUGCUCAGGUUAGAACAGGCAAAAGAGGCUGAAUCUAAGGAUGCUCUGAAGGAUUUGGUGAAUCUGAUAACUUCCUUGACCACAUAUGGCGUCAAUGAGUUGAAACCAGCUGGCGUUACCACGGGGGUCCCUUUCCUGCUCCCUGGCUUUGCAGUCCCCCAGCCUACAGGCAAAGGUCACAGUGUGAGGAAUAUUCAAGCGUUCUCUGUCCUCCAGAAUGCAUUUUUGAAAGCAAAAACUAACUAUCUAGCACAAAUCAUCCUCGAUGCCAUCACGAAUAUUUAUAUGGCGGACAAUGCCAACUACUUCAUUUUGGAAUCGCAGCACACCUUGUCUCAGUUUGCAGAGAAAAUCUCUAAACUUCCAGAAGUGCAGACCAAAUACUUUGAGAUGCUGGAAUUCGUGGUCUUCAGCUUAAAUUACAUACCCUGUAAAGAACUGAUCAGCGUGAGCAUCCUUCUGAAAUCCAGUACCUCUUACCAGUGUAGCAUCAUUGCAGUGAAGACGCUGCUGAAGUUCACCCGUCACGACUACAUCUUCAAGGAUGUCUUCAGGGAGGUGGGGCUUUUGGAGGUGAUGGUAAAUCUUCUCCACAAAUACGCCGCCCUUCUGAAAGAUCCCACGCAGGCUCUGAACGACCAAGGGGAUUCAAGAAACAGUUCGUUUGAGGACCAAAAGCAGCUGGCUUUAUUGGUUAUGGAGACGUUGACAGUACUACUGCAAGGAUCAAACACGAAUGCAGGGAUUUUCAGGGAGUUUGGCGGCGCGAGGUGCGUGCACAACAUAGUGAAGUACCCGCAGUGCCGCCAGCACGCGCUGAUGAUCAUCCAGCAGCUGGUGUUGUCGCCCAGCGGGGAGGACGACAUGGGCACUUUGCUGGGCCUCAUGCACUCGGCUCCACUUGUGGAACUGCAGCUCAAGGCAGACAUCCUUAGGGCCCUACUGGCAGUGUUGAGAGAAAGCCACCGCACCAGAACGGUUUUCAGGAAAGUCGGCGGCUUUGUGUAUGUCACAUCUUUGCUCGUCGCCAUGGAGAGAUCCUUGUGCUCGCCCCCGAAGAACGGCUGGGAGAAAGUGAACCAGAAUCAAGUGUUCGAGCUGCUUCACACGGUGUUCUGCACGCUGACGGCGGCCAUGCGCUACGAGCCGGCCAACUCGCACUUCUUCAAAACAGAGAUCCAGUAUGAGAAGCUGGCAGAUGCCGUUCGYUUGCUUGGCUGCUUCUCCGACUCUCGGAAGAUAAGUCCCUUGAAUGUCUUCCCUUCAAACACGCAGCUGUUUCAAAGACUGUUGGAGGAUGACCUAAUAUCCCUGGAUUCGGUGUCACCCACGCUGCGACACUGCAGCAAACUUUUCAUUUACCUCUACAAAGUAGCAACAGAUUCCUUUGACAGUCGUGCAGAGCAGAUUCCUCCUUGCCUGACAAAUGAGACUUCUCUCCCCUCUCCUUGGGGAACGCCAGCUUUGUCCAGGAAAAGGCAUGCGUAUCACUCUGUCUCAACACCUCCUGUUUACCCUCAGAAAAACAUUGCUGACGUGAAACUCCAGACAGGAGCUGCAUCCCUGCACAGCUCUGAGGCGGUUAUUAUCCACCCUGGUGCUAUGCUUGCGAUGCUCGAUCUUCUCGCCUCCGUUGGAUCAACCACCCAGCCAGAACACGCGCUGGAUCUCCAGCUGGCGGUGGCCAACGUCCUGCAGAGCCUGGUGCAYGCGGAGCGGAACCAGCAGGUGAUGUGCGAGGCCGGGCUGCACGCGCGGCUCCUGCAGCGCUGCAGCGCCGCGCUCGCCGACGAGGACCACUCGCUGCACCCGCCGCUGCAGCGCAUGUUCGAGCGGCUGGCGUCGCAGGCCCUGCAGCCCAUGGUGCUCAGGGAAUUUUUACGCCUGGGAAAUCCCUUGAAUUGCGGAGCUUGGGACAAGAAGCUAUUGAAGCAGUAUCGGGUGCACAAGCCCAGCUCGCUGAGCUUUGAACCAGAAAUGCGAAACAGCAUGGUGACCUCCAUGGAGGGCCUCGGUUCUGACAACGUGUUCAGCUUGCACGAAGACAACCACUACCGGAUAAGCAAGAGCCUGCUGAAGCCGGCAGAAGGGAGCACCGUGCCCCUGACGAGAGUGAAGUGCCUGGUCUCCAUGACUACCCCCCAUGAUAUCAGGCUUCACGGAUCAUCGGUCACUCCUGCCUUCAUCGAAUUUGACACCUCUCUCGAAGGGUUCGGCUGUCUGUUCUUGCCAAGUCUGGCUCCCCACAACGCACCUACAAAUAAUGCAGUCACAACAGGGCUUGUGGAUGGCGCAGUUGUCAGCGGAAUCGGGACCGGUGAAAGAUUUUUCCCGCCACCGUCUGGCCUGAGCUACUCCACUUGGUUCUGCAUCGAGCACUUCAGUGCAGCCCCCAGCAGCCACCCGGUGCGGCUGCUCACGGUCGUGCGCCGCGCCAACUCCUCGGAGCAGCAUUACGUCUGCCUGGCCAUCGUCCUCUCGGCCAAAGACCGCUCCCUGAUUGUGUCCACUAAGGAGGAAUUGCUGCAAAACUACGUUGAUGACUUCAGCGAAGAAUCAUCAUUUUACGAAAUUCUUCCGUGCUGUGCCCGGUUUCGCUGCGGUGACCUUAUAGUGGAAGGCCAGUGGCAUCACCUAGUUCUGGUGAUGAGUAAAGGCAUGCUGAAGAACAGCACGGCUGCACUCUACCUUGAUGGGCAGCUCGUUAACACUGUCAAGCUUCACUACAUCCACAGCAGCCCCAGUGGCUCUGGGUCUGCCAACCCCCCCGUGGUGAGCACGGUUUAUUCCUUCAUCGGCACGCCGCCGGCGCAGCGCCAGCUCUCUGCCUUGGUCUGGCGCUUGGGACCUACACACUUCUUGGAGGAGGUUUUACCCGCUGCAAGCGUUAGCACCAUUUAUGACCUGGGACCAAAUUACGUCGGGAGCUUUCAAGCAGUGAACUUGCCAUGCAAGGAUUCGAAGUCGGAAGGAAUCAACCCCUCUCCAAUAUCUCUGGUGCCAGAAGAGAAGGUCUCUUUUGGUCUCUACGCGCUCUCCGUUUCUUCAUUCACAGUGGCAAAAAUAAGAAAAGUUUACAACAAGCUGGAUAGUAAAGCCAUUGCAAAACAGCUGGCAGUUUCUUCUCAUGAAAAUGCCACACCUGUGAAGUUACUCCAUAACUCAGCAGGACACCUGAAUGGACCAGCUCGUACUAUUGGUGCAGCUUUGAUAGGAUACCUGGGAGUAAGAACAUUUGUCCCCAAGCCUGUUGCCACUACACUGCAGUACAUAGGUGGAGCUGCUGCUAUUUUGGGGCUUGUAGCCAUGGCAUCAGAUGUAGAAGGACUGUAUGCAGCUGUGAAGGCCUUGGUCUGUGUGGUAAAGAGCAAUCCACUGGCCAGCAAAGAAAUGGAAAGAAUCAGAGGUUAUCAGUUACUGGCGAUGCUGUUAAAGAAGAAACGUUCCCUUCUGAACAGUCACAUCCUUCAUCUGACCUUUUCCUUGGUGGGAACCGUCGACAGCGGGCACGAGACCUCCAUUAUCCCAAAUUCCACUGCCUUCCAGGACCUGCUCUGUGAUUUUGAAGUCUGGCUUCAUGCCCCCUACGAGCUUCAUCUGUCACUGUUUGAGCACUUCAUCGAACUUCUCACGGAGUCGAGUGAAGCAGCAAAGAAUGCCAAAUUAAUGAGGGAAUUCCAGCUCAUCCCAAGACUGCUCUUGACUCUCCGAGAUAUGUCUCUGUCCCAGCCCACUAUUGCUGCAAUCAGUAACGUGCUGAGCUUUCUGCUUCAAGGCUUCCCCAGCAGCUAUGACUUACUCAGGUUUGGACAGUUCAUCUCUUCCACUUUACCUACAUUUGCAGUCUGCGAGAAGUUUGUAGUCAUGGAAAUAAAAAAUGAAGAGAAACUUGACAGUGGAACAGAGGAUGAUUUUGGAGGACUUGUUUCUGCUAAUCUUAUUCUACUGCGGAACAGGCUAUUGGAUAUCCUUCUGAAACUUCUGUAUACAUCUAAAGAAAAGACAACUGUUAAUUUGCAGGCAUGUGAAGAACUAGUGAAGACACUGGGUUUUGACUGGGUCAUGAUGUUUAUGGAAGAACAUCUCCAUUCCACCACCGUCACGGCGGCCAUGAGGAUUCUUGUGGUCCUGCUGAGUAACCAGCCCAUCCUGAUGAAAUUUAAGGAAGGCCUCAGUGGCGGAGGCUGGCUUGAGCAGACGGACUCUGUCUUGACCAAUAAGAUUGGCACUGUGCUAGGGUUCAAUGUYGGCAGGAGCGCCGGUGGCAGAUCCACGGUCCGGGAGAUUAACCGGGACGCUUGCCAUUUCCCCGGCUUCCCCGUCCUGCAGUCCCUUCUCCCCAAGCACACUAAUGUGCCUGCCCUCUAUUUCCUCCUCAUGGCCCUUUUCCUGCAGCAGCCGGUCACUGAGCUGCCCGAAAACCUGCAGGUCAGUGCGCCUGUCAUCAGCASCCGAUGUAAUCAGGGUGGCCAGUUUGAUUUAGACUCUGUUUGGACAUACAUAUUCGGAGUUCCUGCCUCCUGUGGCACUGUUACCUCUUCAGUACACAAUGUUUGCACAGAAGCUGCCUUCUUGUUGUUGGGAAUGCUGAGGAGCAUGCUGAAUUCUCCCUGGCAGUCGGAGGAAGAAGGCUCCUGGCUUCGCGAGUACCCGGUCACCUUGAUGCAGUUCUUCCGGUAUCUGUAUCACAACGUGCCGGACCUCGUUUCCUUGUGGAUGAGCCCGGAGUUCCUGUGUGCCCUGGCAGCAACUGUGUUUCCUUUCAACAUCCGACCUUACUCAGAGAUGGUCACUGAUCUUGAUGAUGAAGUUGGGUCCCCAGCAGAAGAGUUCAAAGCCUUUGCAGCUGACUCUGGCAUGAACAGGAGCCAGUCAGAAUACUGCAAUGUGGGCACCAAGACCUACCUAACCAACCAUCCUGCCAAGAAGUUUGUCUUCGACUUCAUGCGUGUGCUGAUAAUUGAUAAUUUAUGCCUGACCCCAGCCAGCAAGCAGACUCCGCUAGUAGAUCUUCUGUUAGAGGCUUCCCCUGAAAGAUCAACGCGAACACAGCAGAAGGAGUUUCAGACUUACGUAUUGGAUAGUGUGAUGGACCACUUACUUGCAGCCGAUGUUUUAUUGGGUGAAGAUGCAUCUCUGCCUAUAACAAGUGGAGGAAGCUAUCAAGUGCUGGUGAACAAUGUGUUUUAUUUCACACAGCGYGUGGUAGAUAAGCUUUGGCAGGGCAUGUUCAACAAAGAAUCCAAACUUCUUGUGGACUUCAUAAUCCAGCUCAUYGCACAGUCAAAAAGAAGAUCUCAGGGAUUAUCGCUGGAUGCCAUUUACCACUGCCUGAAUAGGACCAUCUUGUAUCAGUUCUCAAGGGCACACAAAACUGUGCCUCAGCAAGUUGCUCUCCUCGAUUCCCUAAGAGUCCUCACUAUGAACAGAAACUUGAUUUUGGGGCCCGGGAAUCAUGAUCAAGAGUUCAUCAGCUGCCUAGCUCACUGCUUGAUUAAUCUGCAYGUGGGAAGCAAUGUAGAUGGCUUUGGAUUGGAGGCAGAAGCCAGGAUGACAACGUGGCACAUAAUGAUCCCCUCUGAUAUCGAGCCAGAUGGAGUUUACAAUCAAGACAUCAGUGAAGGUCGCCAGCUUCUUUUAAAAGCCAUAAACAGAGUGUGGACAGAACUGAUUCAUAGUAAGAAACAGGUUUUAGAAGAGGUUUUCAAAGUGACUCUACCUGUCAACGAUCGUGGCCAAGUGGAUAUAACUGUCGCGAGACCUUUCAUUGAGGAAGCAAGUUUAAAGUGUUGGCAAAAUCAUUUGGCCCAUGAGAAGAAAUGCAUCAGUAGAGGAGAGGCUUUGGUUCCUACCACCCAGUCGAAGCUCUCACGAGUUAGCAGCGGGUUUGGCCUCUCCAAACUAACCGGUUCCAGGAGAAACCGAAAGGAGAGUGGGCUCAACAAACACAAUCUCUCUACACAGGAAAUCUCCCAGUGGAUGUUUACUCACAUUGCAGUGGUUCGGGACCUCGUAGAUAUGCAGUAUAAGGAAUAUCAAGAGCGCCAGCAGAACGCGUUAAAAUACGUGACAGAGGAGUGGUCCCAAAUUGAAUACGAGCUACUGAGAGAGCGGGGCCUGUGGGGCCCUCCCAUCGGCUCCCAUCUUGACAAGUGGAUGUUGGAGAUGACCGAGGGUCCCUGCAGAAUGAGGAAGAAGAUGGUGCGGAACGACAUGUUUUACACCCAGUAUCCCUACAUGCCCGAGGCUGAGCAAGAGACGAAUUUGCUGUCUGACUUCCCAAGUAAACUUCCUGAGACACCUGAUGAUACCAUUCCUCAAAAGAAACCCGCUCGCUACCGAAGGGCCAUAAGCUACGACAGCAAGGAGUACUACAUGCGCCUGGCCUCGGGAAACCCUGCCGUCUUCCAGGACGCCAUAGAGGAGAACACAGUGGGUGAAACUGCUCAGCAGGAGCCUGAGCACGGCGAGGACACUAUUGCCAGAGUCAAAGGCCUAGUMAAACCUCCUCUAAAAAGAUCCCGCUCUACUCCUGAUGGAGGAGAUGAGGAGAACCAGGAGCAGCUGCAGGAUCAAAUUGUUGAGGGGAGCUCAAUUGAUGAGGAAGAGAAAACGGACAAUACCACUUUGCUUCGACUCCUUGAGGAAGGAGAGAAGAUUCAGCAUAUGUACCGCUGUGCUCGAGUCCAGGGCCUUGACACCAGCGAAGGGCUGCUGCUCUUUGGGAAAGAGCACUUCUACGUGAUUGAUGGAUUUACAAUGACAGCCACCAGGGAAAUACGGGAUAUCGAGACGUUGCCUCCAAAGAUGCACGAGCCAAUCAUACCCAGGGGAGCAAGGCAAGGUCCGAGUCAACUCAAAAGAACAUGUAGCAUUUUUGCUUAUGAGGAUAUCAAGGAAGUACACAAAAGGAGAUACCUGUUGCAGCCGAUUGCAAUUGAAGUAUUCUCAGGAGACGGACGGAACUAUCUUCUAGCUUUCCAAAAGGGGGUUAGAAAUAAAGUUUAUCAAAGGUUUUUGGCUGUAGUACCAUCUUUAACUGACAGUUCAGAGUCAGUGUCUGGACAGAGACCAAACACGAGUGUAGAACAAGGGUCUGGCUUGCUUAGCACUUUAGUUGGAGAAAAAUCUGUUACUCAGAGAUGGGAAAGAGGAGAAAUCAGUAAUUUCCAGUACCUGAUGCACUUGAACACCCUGGCGGGCAGAUCCUAUAAUGAUCUCAUGCAGUAUCCUGUCUUUCCUUGGAUCCUUGCAGAUUAUGAUUCGGAGGAAUUGGAUCUUACGAAUCCCAAGACAUUCAGAAACCUGGCCAAGCCCAUGGGUGCUCAAACAGAAGACAGGCUAGCCCAGUACAAGAAACGAUACAAAGACUGGGAAGAUCCCAAUGGGGAAACUCCAGCUUACCAUUAUGGGACCCACUAUUCAUCUGCCAUGAUAGUGGCUUCCUACCUUGUCCGGAUGGAACCUUUUACUCAAAUAUUCUUACGCCUGCAGGGCGGGCACUUCGACCUGGCCGACCGAAUGUUCCACAGCGUGCGGGAGGCUUGGUACUCGGCCUCCAAGCACAACAUGGCAGACGUCAAGGAGCUCAUCCCGGAAUUCUUCUACCUCCCCGAGUUCCUGCUCAACUCCAACAACUUUGACCUAGGCUGCAAACAAAAUGGCACCAAGCUUGGGGAUGUCAUACUCCCCCCAUGGGCCAAGGGAGAUCCUCGUGAAUUCAUCAGAGUUCAUCGGGAGGCUCUGGAAUGUGACUUUGUGAGUGCACAUCUGCAUGAGUGGAUCGACCUGAUCUUUGGCUAUAAGCAGCAAGGCCCCGCUGCGGUCGAAGCCGUGAACGUCUUUCACCACCUCUUCUACGAGGGGCAAGUGGACAUAUAUAACAUCAAUGAUCCGUUAAAGGAGACAGCUACCAUAGGAUUCAUUAAUAACUUUGGGCAGAUMCCAAAGCAGCUCUUUAAAAAGCCGCACCCGCCCAAACGGGUUAGAAGCCGAAUGAAUGGAGAGGCUGUGGGAACCUCUGUGCCCCCUGGUUCUGCGAGUGACAAGAUUUUUUUCCAUCAUUUAGACAACCUGCGGCCAUCCCUUGCACCAGUGAAAGAGCUCAAGGAGCCCGUGGGACAGAUCGUGUGCACCGACAAGGGCAUUCUGGCCGUGGAGCAAAACAAGGUUCUCAUCCCACCCACGUGGAAUAAAACGUUCGCUUGGGGCUAUGCAGAUCUCAGCUGUAGACUGGGGACCUACGAGUCGGACAAGGCGGUGAUCGUGUACGAAGGUUUGUCGGAAUGGGGGCAGAUCCUGUGCGCCAUCUGCCCGAACCCCAAGCUGGUUAUCACGGGAGGAACGAGCACGGUGGUGUGCGUGUGGGAAAUGGGCAGCUCCAAAGAAAAGGCCAAAGCCCUGACACUGAAACAGGCRCUUCUUGGCCAUACUGACACUGUCACGUGUUUAACAGCAUCGCUAGCUUAUCACAUAAUUGUGAGUGGGUCCCGGGAUCGCACCUGCAUCAUCUGGGAUUUGAAUAAACUUUCCUUCCUGACGCAGCUUCGAGGUCACAGGGCUCCCGUUUCAGCUCUCUGUAUAAAUGAAUUAACGGGGGACAUCGUGUCGUGUGCUGGCACUUACAUCCACGUGUGGAGCAUUAACGGCAACCCGACGGCGAGCGUGAACACGUUCACCGGCCGAAGCCAGCAAAUCAUGUGCUGCUUUGUGUCGGAGAUGAACGAGUGGGAUACCCAGAAUGUCAUCGUGACGGGACAUUCGGAUGGAGUUGUCCGGUUCUGGCGGAUGGAGUUUUUGCAGGUACCAGAAACACCAGCUCCAGAGCCUGUGGAAAUGCUGGAAAUGCAAGAGGAUUGUCAGGAAGCCCAGAUAGGGCAGGAAGCCCCGGAGGAGGAGAGCAGCGACUCCGAGGCAGAUGAUCCGUGCGUGAGCCACGAGGCGAAGCCCCAAGAGAGUCAGAGUCAGCCAAGCAGCACCAGCCACCGGCCGAGGUCGUCGUCGAGCAGAGCGGCAGCGACGUGGUCGGCAGACAGCGGCUCCGAUGACUCCAGGCGCUGGUCGGACCAGCUCAGCCUGGAUGAGAAAGAUGGCUUCAUCUUUGUGAAUUACUCGGAGGGACAAGGGAAGGUGCAUCCCCACGCUCAGGUUAACCACUCACACGCCAGCUGUGCUGAAGCCCGGCACUACAGCAAGCUCAAACCAGGAUACAGGUGGGAGCGUCAGUUAGUGUUCCGGAGCAAGCUAACUAUGCACACAGCAUUUGACCGCAAGGACAACGCACAUCCAGCAGAAAUCACGGCGCUGGGCAUCUCUAAGGAUCACAGCAGAAUCCUGRUUGGGGACGGCCGGGGCCGCGUGUUCAGCUGGUCCGUGAGCGACCAGCCUGGCCGCUCGGCGGCCGACCACUGGGUGAAGGACGAGGGCGGCGACAGCUGCUCGGGCUGCACGGUGAGGUUCUCCCUCACCGAGAGGCGGCACCACUGCAGGAACUGCGGGCAGCUCUUCUGCCAGAAGUGCAGUCGGUUUCAGUCGGAAAUCAAGCGCCUGAAGAUUUCCUCGCCGGUCAGGGUCUGCCAGAACUGCUACUACAACCUGCAGCACGAGCGGGGUGCCGAGGAAGGGCCCAGGAAUUGAGGGGGCAGCGGCCACCGCGGAGCGGAGCCCCAGGGGACCCUGUCCAGCCCCGCCGUUGCUCCGGGCACCGGCAUCGUGCAGGGAGCAGAAGGGAUUCCAAUAUUGCCUGUUUACACUUAAGCUUCUCCUGCGUUUCAAGCACUGCAAGGCAAAGGGAACAUUGAACUAGGUUUGUGUUGGUUGAAGGUGUGUGAGGCCAACAGCAUUAUUUAAAUGAAGAGCAAGGCCCAGGAARACAGGAGUGAUGACUCCAAAAUGGUGAAACUGUCAACCUCUAGAGCUCUCUGUUGCCGUGGCUAUGGAGAGAAUCCUCACUUAUCCUAACUACCGGUUCUUGUCUUGGUUUUGUAGAGUUAGUCAUCUUUCUUGGGGGGCGGGGGGCAAGGGGAAGGCUUUUUAGAAGAUAGUUGUAAAUCUGCCUUCUUCGCAAGCAACUUGUGUAUAUUGUAAAUAGGUAUAAUGGCCUUUUUAUCUAAUUAUGAACUUAACUGCCUGUUACAUGGGACUUCAGAUUAACCACUAUACUUUGUGUGUCAUUUUUAUCUCAUCUAUCAGCUGAAAUAUGAAUGUUUAAAAAAACAAACUAACAAAAAGAGAACUCGAAGGCAUUAUGUGUAUUUUUUUGUUAAAAAGCCGUUCUGUGCAUGUUUGUUCUUUCAGUUGCCCACAGUAUCUUAAUUUAAAUAAGACUCUUCGUAGAAUUACCUGGAUUUUUUCCAAAGGAGAACUUUUUUUGAGAAUAGGACUCGGAGUAUUUUAUUCUAACUGUAAGAUAGCCAGGAACUAAACUGUACACUUUUGUUGCAUUUUAUACCAAACUAUUUACCACCUCAGUGUUGUUCAUAUUCAAGGAGGCCUCUUUUAUACAUAUGUCAGAGCUGGAGUUUUGUUCGUUGUGUCGUGUUUGCUAGCAGCUGAUUCAUGCAGCACAAGAACCAGCUUUUACCCUCUUUAGCAAUCGGCCUGCAGAUAGAAUUAAUUUCCCGGGCGUAAAAUUUGCCACUGUUGUCCUGUAGCUUGUUUUCAAAAUAUAUAGAGAGAACAACGUCACUGCUGCUCUGUAA
Messenger RNA from Nothoprocta perdicaria, 11648 nucleotides. It is a transcript of the gene WDFY3, whose product is annotated as WD repeat and FYVE domain containing 3. The record is from RefSeq and is a predicted model, not a curated record. Lineage: Eukaryota; Metazoa; Chordata; Aves; Tinamiformes; Tinamidae. The transcript has 65 exons. Bases 1 to 10584 code for a protein of 3527 amino acids. Gene Ontology annotation, molecular function: metal ion binding; protein binding.